Molecule: messenger RNA, 1823 nt
Organism: Linum trigynum
Lineage: Eukaryota; Viridiplantae; Streptophyta; Magnoliopsida; Malpighiales; Linaceae
Source: the annotation of a GenBank genome assembly
CUCCUCCCCUCCCCAGUCCCCACACAUUAUCUUCACUUCCGUUCCUUCUCUCAUAGCUUUCCAUAUCUUCCCGCAGAAGGAGGAGAAGAAGCAGCAAAACGCCAUCCCACUGUCGGUCAGUCAGUCAUUCUCUCGCGCUAAUGGCUCGCGUAGGCCUCACGACAAGACCUCGCGCUUUCCCUUUGGCUUCUUCCUCUUCCACGCCUAAUUCCCCUCCUCCUCCUCCUCCUUCUUCUUCUCCUCCUCCUCCUCCCACCAAGCGAAGGAAAGUCAACCACCGCGGCGCCGCCGGAGCCAGAAAUGAAGACGAGCAGCAAGAAUUUUCUAGGUUGAAAAUGCCCGACCGCGGCGAUGGAGGAGAAGACUACUCCACAACUAGCUCGGCAGCAGGGGACGGUCGCCGGAGUGGAGAGAUGGAGAAGCGCUCCUCAAGCCCUAUCGCGACGGCGGCGGAUGCGGCAGAGGAGGAGAAAGUUGAUCGGCUCGGCUCCUCCGACGCUUUCUGCUGCUCCAGUAAUGGAUCGAGCGAGGGAGCGUUUGAAUUCUCAGAUCUGGAGGAGGAAGCUGAAAUCGAAUCGCCGAUGAGUAGCAGCGACGGGAGAGAAAGGAGAGAGACGACGAGUAGUCGGGCGACGGUGAUAGUCAGGACGACGACGACGACAGGAGAAGAGCUCAAGUCAAUGGAGAGGCAAGAGCUGCGGAAUUCCACGGCGGAGGGGGGAGAGGAAGAAUCGUCCGCUGCGGCUGUGCGGAAUUCGACGACGGACCGGCAGAGGAUGGCGGUGACGGAAGCGGAGCUGGAAUUGUUCUUCAGCAGUAUGAGCGGCGGGAACCAGGAACUGAAUCGAUUGAAUGAGAAGUACAACUUCGACUUUGCCAACGAGAAGCCGUUGGAAGGACGUUACGAGUGGAUUCCAUUAAAGCCAUGAGAGAGGAAGAGGAAGAAGAAGAAGAAGAAGGAAUUCUUCUGUGGUUUGCUGAUCUCAGCCUUACUCAGCAGCGGCCUCGUAAUUGUUAACUAUUCAUUCACAAUUGUUCCAAAAAUUAGGUAUCUCUUCCCUCUCUCUCUGGAUCGCCGAUCUCUUUUGCAGCUGCCGCCUUCUUUGGUUAACCUAAUUUAUUAUUAUUAUUAGAAUUUCCUUUUUUAUUUAUUUAUCUCCCCAAAUGCCCAUAAGAUUUUUAUCUGCAAAAUUUACCGUUCUAACUUGUACAGUUGUAGAGUAGUAUUAUUAUUUGUUGCGUAGUGUACGGCUUUUUACGAGUAGCAAGGAAGGAAGCUUUUUUUAUUUUCCAUUUAUAUUAUUUUGGGCUAUUGGCCCUUUACUCUCUUUUGGCUGUUCAAAGGCUCUGUUUGCACAGAAAGAAAAGGGAAAUCCACUUGGGAAUGGCGAACGUUUGAUGUUUUCUGCUUGGCCUCGUCGACGGUUCGACUUCUAAUUGGACGGUUGUGGUGCAUGGUGGUAGUGGGAAAGUGUGGGGGUGGUUAAUUGGCGGAUUAACAUCAAUCCACCCGUAAUAUAAUUCGAAUGGUAGUGAGUGAUUGAUUUAUGUGAGUUGAUUAUGGAUCGAUAAAUCUUGUACUCGCACUUUUUCGAGGGAGUAAUGAAUGAGUUGCAGUCACUAGAAUAACUCGCAUUCCUUUUUAACAUGGCUCAAAGUAGUUUUUUUAUGCAAUCGAAUGGUCAUGAUAUUUUCUAACCAUACUGCACCCUUACCUUUCUUAAAACAAAGAAUAUCCUUGGACUUAAUAGGUUACCAUGUUGUCUAAUAUUUAUUAUAUAUUGAGAACCCUUACCUUCUGAAAAUAAAGAAUAUCCUUGGAC